Grus americana (Whooping crane) is the source of this 1444-nucleotide messenger RNA. RefSeq names its product HGH1 homolog (gene HGH1). Lineage: Eukaryota; Metazoa; Chordata; Aves; Gruiformes; Gruidae. The transcript is spliced from 6 exons. The record is from RefSeq and is a predicted model, not a curated record. The coding region runs from base 3 to 1142 and encodes 379 amino acids.
CCAUGUUGGAGGCGCCCGCCAUGGCGGCGGCGGCGGUGGAGGCGGCGGCGGUGGGGGCGGCGCUGGCGGAGCUGGCGGAGCUGCUGGCCCCGGCGGCGGACGAGGCGGUGCGGGCGGGCGCGGCGGAGGCGGCGCUGGCGUUGUCGGGGGACGCGGCGGGGCGGCGGAUGCUGGCGGGACGGCCCGAGGCCCUGGCGGCCCUGGCGGAGCUGGCGGUUGGGCCGUGCCCGCCGGCGGCCCGCGCCGCCCUGAGCUGCCUGGUGAACGUCUCGGCCGAGCCGGCGGCCCGUGGGCCGCUGCUGGCCGCGCUGCCCGCGCUGCUGGGGCUGCUGCCGGGCGGGCCCGCCUGCGGGGUGCUGGCCAACCUCUGCCGGGAGCGCGGCGCGGCGCGGCGGGUGCUGCGGGGCCUGCGGGAGCGCGGCCCCGGGCUGGAGCCGCUCCUCCAGGCGCUCGGCGAGCCCCGGCCGCCGUCACAGCUCGGCCCGCUGCUCUGCAACCUCAGCCAGCUGCCCGAGGGCCGCCGCGGGCUCCUCGACCGCUCCCGGUGCUCGGUGCAGCAGCUCCUGCCCUUCACGCAGUACAGGGACUCCGCUGUCCAUCGCCGGGGCAUCGUCGGGGUGCUCAGGAACUGCUGCUUCGAGUACGAGGACCACGAGUGGCUGCUGAGUGAGGAGGUCGACAUUCUGCCCUUCCUCCUCCUGCCUCUAGCAGGCCCCGAGGAAUUUCCUGAGGACGAGAUGGAAAGGCUGCCUGCGGACCUGCAGUACCUGCCCCAGGACAAGCGGCGAGAGGAAGAACCCGACAUCCGGAAGAUGCUGCUGGAAGCCAUCAUGCUGCUCACAGCCACCAAGGCCGGCCGGCACGUGGUGAGGGAGAAGGGGACCUACCUGAUCCUGCGGGAGCUGCACCGCUGGGAGCGGGAGCCCGACGUGCUGGCUGCCUGCGAGAAGCUCAUUCAGGUGCUGAUCGGGGACGAGCCCGGCGCGGGGAUGGAGAACCUGCUGGAGGUGAACGUGCCCGAGGAGGUGGAGCAGCAGCUGCAGCGCCUGGAUCGGGAGGAAGAGGAGCGGUGGCAGCGGGAGCGGGAGGAGCGGCAAGAGGCACAGGGCUCCGCGCCGGGACCCGAGGAACUGUCGCGGUGAGGGGCUGCCGUGCUCGGCCUCUCCUGCACGGACUGCAGCUCCUGGGGGGGUGACGCUGCCGGGACGAUCUGCUUGUUGGGGUGACGGCCUGGCCUCCUUCCUCCCUGCUCUUUGUGGAGCAAAUCUGGGGUGCUGCAGGGCAGGCCCCCCCUCGCUUCGCACAGCUCUGCCGCUCCCUUUGCGGGACAGCGCUGAGAUGCGGCGGGGAGAGCGGGGAAGGGGCUGCUGCCACCCGCCCGUCGCCGUGGGGCUGCCCCACUGCCGCUCUGCCCGCGGCCGUGCCUUGCAAAAUAAAAGGAUUC